AUGGAAGAGGCCUCUUUCAGCACAGACAAUAUUCUCAGUAAUUUUCCUUCUUGCCUGAGAAAGAAUAUCGAAGAAUUAUGUUUGAGAUCUAAAAUAGGAUUAUCUUCGAUAACUUUAAAUGAUAUCACCAUACCAAAAAUCAGCUGUGCUGCCCAAUAUGGCAUAUUGGAUAAUUUUCAUUUUAUACUCAAAGUGCCAUAUGCAGGAAAGAAAAUGAAAUGGGAAGUUAUUUUCGAUCCUGAAGACUUCUUUUUCACUCCAGAUUUUCUGUUCAAUGAUGACGAAUUCCUUGAGAAUCCACAAUAUGAUUAUUUGAUGGAUAAUGUUCCCAGCUUGAACAAUUGGGAUUUGAAAAAUCCACAGGCUCUUGCAAAAGUUUUGAAUGAAUUUUUGGGUCUCUACAAGAAGCUACAGGUGGAAAAACUCAGGACAGAAAAUAUCUAUUCUCGAUAUUGGGAAGAAUAUGAGGCUUUGACAACAAAAGAAAGUGGUAUUGGGCCUGAGCAAAUUGAAGUCCAAGUAGGAAAUAAUAUUGAUUUUCUUGUUUCCCUUCCUGUGGAUUGUAGUGCACUUCCUCCAUAUGCCCAACCAGUAAUUUUCAGAAAUUCUCCUCACAAUGAAGGCUACAAUCCAGGAUUUGACUUUGCUCAUUUGAAAAUAACCAUCCUUGAAUUAGAUGGUGCUCGUACAAAUGCAUCAUUGCAACUGUCCCCUAGACUUAUGCAAGUAUUGGGACCUUCUAAGAAUAUAAAUUUGCCCAGCUUCCAAAAUAUGGCACUGGUCACUUAUGUGGAUUCUGUAUCCAAAAUGAUUGAAACUAGAAUUGCUGCUGUUGUUGAUCACUAUGUGAAGAAGAAAGUUUAUAUUGUAAAUAUGGCAGCCAUGUGCAGCAAAAGUAUUAUAGAGUAUGAUGCAGAAAAUUUCAAUAAGGCUGUAUUUUUGUAUGAUGAUGAUGAUGAUGAAUAUAAUUGUUUAGUAACAGUUUCUAUUGGUGCUAAAUUUCCUCAGGAAAAACCAACAGUGCAGUUAUCAUCAAUUUAUUGUCAGGACAGUAAAUUUUGUAAUGAAACCAUUGAUAAAUAUCCAUACAAACCGUCUCAUAAGCCAGAAGUAAAUAUUGAACAUCUUCUUGAAUAUCUGGGUGAUGUUGUCAAAAAAUUCAAAUGCCACAAACAUAAGUGA
This is a messenger RNA of Phaedon cochleariae (mustard beetle), 1182 nucleotides long. The record is from the annotation of a GenBank genome assembly. Lineage: Eukaryota; Metazoa; Arthropoda; Insecta; Coleoptera; Chrysomelidae.